UUCCAAUCGCAGCAGGGGUUUUUAGUACGUCGCCAUUUACCUGUGUAAGAAACGUUUUUCGUAGUGAAAAGUAAGCGAGGGUGAAGAAAUUCUUUUCAGCAGCGAUUCCGUCUCUGAGUUAACAACCUUCGUCGAAAGGGCGUGUGCAGUUAGAUACGGCAUCUCGAGAACAAUAUGGAAUGUCCUAUCGGUCCAGCAGAGCUGCAAAAGCUCAAGGCGUUCAUUAGCCUUUGCCAGAUGACUCCGCAAUUGCUCAACUUACCGCAAUUGGAUUUUCUGAAAUCGUUCAUCGUAAGUCUCGGUGGCAAAGUGCCGGAAGGACAACCGGACUUUGGCGGCAUGGGAGCCAAGAGCACGGAAAGCAGCAGUGCGUCGGCGGAAGCGAAAACCACUCCGAAGGAGGAAGAAGAGCCGAAGGUGGUCGAGUCGGAUCCCGAAUCAGAUCUCGAGCUGGACAACGAAGGAUGCGUAGAGCCGGACACCGAACCGGAUCAGCCGAUGGGCGAUGCCUCGAAGGAACCGUCGGAGGAGGAGUUUGAUCAAGCGAACGAUCUCAGAUCACAAGCUGCAGCGGCGUACAGCGAACAGAAGUACGAUGAGGCCGUCAAGCUUUUCACGGAAGCAAUUCAGCUAAAUCCGAAGAGCGCACUGUACUACGCGAAACGUGGUCAGGCGUACCUUAAGCUACAAAAACCGAACGCUUGCAUCCGAGAUUGCAACCGGGCGCUCGAGAUCAAUCCCGAUUCGGCCACAGCGUACAAAUUCCGGGGACGCGCUAACCGCCUGCUCGGCCACUGGGAGGAAGCGGCCAAGGACCUGCGACAAGCGUGCAAGCUCGACUUCGACGAAGAAGCGGACGAAUGGCUAAAGGAGGUGACGCCGAACGCGAAGAAGAUCGAACAGCACAAGCAGAAGCAGGAACGUCGCAAACAGGAGAGAGAGUUCCGUGAGCGCCAGGAGCGUGUACGAAAGGCGCAGGAAGCGAACCGUAAAGCUGCGGAGGAGGGACCGGCUGGCGGAAUGGGUGGCAUGCCCGAUUUCGGAGGAGCCGGAGCCGAUCUGUUCAAUGCCUUCCGCGAUCCGGAAGUGUCGGCCGCCAUGUCCGACAUCUUCUCAAAUCCGGCCAACAUUUCAAAGUAUCAAAACAAUCCUAAAAUCAUGAACAUCCUCAUGAAAUUUUACUCACAAGCGGAAAAGGGCGGUGUCCCUGGGUUCCCGGGUACUGGUGGUGCCGGCGGUGGUUUUCCAGGAUUCCCAGGAUUUGGAGGAGGUGCAGGCGGAUUCCCCGGUUUUGGUGGUCCUGGUGGUGCGGAUCCUGGUGCCGGAGGAGCCGGUGCGGGAGCUGGUGCAGGAGCUGGUUCCGGUGGUGCGCGUGUUGACGAUCUGGACUAAGCAAUGCAUUUAAGAAAAUGUCUUUCAUUUCAACGUACGUUCGUUCGUUCAGCAUUCGAAUGAGAGCAAAAGCGAGUUGCAUUUCUGUACCAAAUGCCAUGCCAGUUAGCGAUAUAGCAUAAGUUUUCUUUUUCAAUCGUCUCAUUUCACUCUAAAACUAACCCUCUUCUUCGAUGUCACGGAACCGUUCUUAAACUUAGCGAUAUGAAUAACACCAGACAAAAACGGGCAGAUGCAGAAAAUACCUCUGAGCAUAUGAACAUAUUAUUAAGCGUUUU
Anopheles coustani is the source of this 1670-nucleotide messenger RNA. RefSeq names its product hsc70-interacting protein 1-like. Gene Ontology annotation, molecular function: Hsp70 protein binding; protein dimerization activity. The coding region runs from base 175 to 1392 and encodes 405 amino acids. The transcript has a single exon. NCBI's taxonomy places the organism in Eukaryota, Metazoa, Arthropoda, Insecta, Diptera, Culicidae. The record is from RefSeq and is a predicted model, not a curated record.